GGGAAUCUCUUAAUCUAUGAGGAGGGAAGUCGUUUAUGAGCGGCGCUGGACUUUCAUUCAUAUGACAAUGUCGGUGUGGAUAUUACUACUCACUGUGGGUGUGUCUGGACUGUCCUGGGGUCAGCGGACUGAACCCAUGUUUGCCUCAGUAACCCAGAGUGUUUUCCCCCCGGACUAUGAGAAUAACCCCACGCAGCUCAACUACGGCGUGGCUGUAACUGACGUGGAUGGAGACGGAGAUCUGGAGAUGUUUGUCUCAGGCUACAAUGGCCCAAAUCUGGUGUUAAAGUACGACAAGUUUAAGAAGAGGCUUUUAAACAUUGCAGUUGACAACCGCAGUUCUCCAUAUUAUGCACUCAGAGAUCGACACGGCAAUGCCAUCGGAGUGACAGCAUGUGACAUAGAUGGUGAUGGCAGGGAGGAAAUUUAUGUCCUCAACACUAAUAAUGCCUUCUCAGGUAGAGCAACGUACACUGACAAGCUCUUUAAGUUUCGUAACGGACGGUUUGAGGAUCUCCUCAACGAUGACAUAAAUGAACACAGAGACGUUGCCAAUCGUGUGGCUGGCCGGUCAGUCGCAUGUGUGGACAGAAAGGGAACAGGUCGUUAUUCCAUCUACAUUGCCAAUUACGCCAGCGGGACUGUAGGUCCUCAUGCUCUGAUUGAAAUGGAUGAAAGUUCAAGUGACCUGUCCAAGGGAAUCAUUGCGCUAUCAAACGUGGCCGAACAGGCCGGAGUCAACAAGUUCACAGGGGGACGGGGGGUCGUGGUCGGUCCGAUCCUCAGUCAAACCUUACCUGAUAUAUUCUGUGACAAUGAGUACAGUCCUAACUUCCUGUUUCGCAACAACGGAGACGGUACUUUUACAGAAGUUGCGGCACAAUCGGGGGUGGAUGACCCAAUGCAGCAUGGCCGUGGAGUGGCGUUAGCCGAUUUUAAUCGAGAUGGGAAGACAGACAUCGUCUAUGGAAACUGGAAUGGGCCUCAUCGUCUGUUUCUACAGCUCAGCAACAAUCGCAAGCAAAGGUUUAAGGACAUUGCAACACAGAAGUUUUCCAUGCCAUCUCCUGUCCGCACCGUCAUCGUAGCUGACUUUGAUAAUGACAAUGAACUGGAGGUUUUUUUCAACAACAUUGCCUACAGAGGACCAUCAGCCAACAGACUCUUUAGAGUUUCUCGGAGAGAACACGGAGACCCACAGAUCGAGGAGCUGAACAUCGGGGAGGCUGCGGAACCAGAGGGACGGGGAACCGGAGCAGCUGUGACUGAUUUUGAUGGAGAUGGACAGCUGGAUCUUCUGGUGACACACGGGGAAAGUGCAGCUCAACCCAUUUCAUUGUAUCGAGUCACUCAGGGCUCAACUAAUAAAUGGCUCCGUGUGAUUCCACGCACACAGUUUGGGGCUUUUGCUCGUGGAGCAAAGGUGAUCGUCUACACCAAGAGAAACGGCCCUCACACACGCAUUAUAGACGGUGGAUCAGGGUACUUGUGCGAGAUGGAGCCAGUGGCUCACUUUGGACUAGGAAAAGAUGUGGCCACCAGUGUGGAAGUAUUCUGGCCAGAUGGACGUUCAGUGGCUAGACCUCUGGAGCCCAGUGAUAUGAACAAAGUAAUGGAGAUCUAUUACCCUGAGAAUGAGGAGGAGGUGACCCCAGUGCUGGAGAUCGAGUGUGGACCAGGAUUUGAGGUCAAUGAAAACAGCCGUUGCACUGACCGAGACGAGUGCACACAGUUCCCGUCUGUCUGUCCCUCUGAGCGCCCCAUCUGCACGAACACGUACGGGAGCUUCAAGUGCCGUGCAAACAAGAGGUGUAACCAGGGAUACGAGCCUAAUGAUGAAGGAACAGCAUGUGUUGCUCAGGUGGCCUAUUUCGGAGAAAACAGGUCCUCAGUCUCCAAACUCUUCGAAUCUCGUCUUUGGCCUCUACUAACUGUCUUCGCUAUCUUUAUUUCUUGCUUUGGGUUAUAAAGGGCUUUGCCUCCCCUCUCCUGACAUCUCUUCCACCCUGCUUGGUCUCCGAUUCUCUGCUUUCCUUUCAUUUUCGCAUUGAGGUGUUUGGACGUCAGCUGUAAACUGAACUCUUCAUGGAUCUAUCGCUCCUGCAUUGUUGUCACUAACAGACCUGUAUAAAUAAUGCUUUGCUUUCCAGUUGGGAACCACAAAAAAUCUCUGUUUUAGGACAGAACAAACAUUCUGACUCCAUCUAGAUUGAGGGAAACUCAGUGACCUUCAUGUCCGUCAACUAUGAUGUGGGAUACGAUUGUAAUUGUAGUGGUCUUUAUAAAAGGCCGUGUCCCAGGUUACUGGCACAUAAACAGGCGAUGAGUUCUAGUGCGUUAAGUCUCAUAUGGGCAGCAGCGUGUUUGCAGGUUUUUCAGGAGAGCAUAUGCUCGGCCAUCUGUUUCACGCAAGGUUACAUUCCUUGUUCUCUGAAUAAUACGUUCACGUGAGAUUUGUACCUUACACUUUUGACCCUCACCUGAACUCACAACCCGCAGAACCAUCGGGAUUGGUGCAUGUUUUUGGAAUGAAUGAGUGUCGCAAAACUCUUGUUUCAUUUAG
Pimephales promelas (fathead minnow) is the source of this 2563-nucleotide messenger RNA. It is a transcript of the gene crtac1b, whose product is annotated as cartilage acidic protein 1b. Gene Ontology annotation, biological process: axonal fasciculation. NCBI's taxonomy places the organism in Eukaryota, Metazoa, Chordata, Actinopteri, Cypriniformes, Leuciscidae. Gene Ontology annotation, molecular function: calcium ion binding. The record is from RefSeq and is a predicted model, not a curated record.